AUGAGGUGUGACAGGUGUAUGCCUCUAAAAGACAGAAGGAAGACAGUUAAAGAGGCCCGGCAGUCUCUGACAUUAUCUGUGGUUGUUUCAAACUUUGUUUACGCUUUUUUACAUCACAGCGCAAUUUACUCCCCACCCCCAGUUGUGAAAUAAUUUUUCAAUUGCUAAAAGCUUUGCAGUGCACAGGAAGCAAUUUUAUUUUAGGCUUGCUGAGAACAUCACACAACUCAGCGUGUGAUAAACUAAGCACCUAAAGUAAACCCUCCUAAACUCGGCGCCUCUAUUAGCAACUGUCAGAAACUGUGUUCUGUCAUAGAGCAACUCUUCUGCUUCAUAUUUCCAGCAGAGAUAUUUAAGCAGAGGGCUCUAAUGUUGCUGUUGCACUGUACUUCUAGCCUGAUUGGGAUUGAGAUGUUAAUUAUUUGAUGUAAAAUAGCUUUUUUAUCUUUUCAUCUACGGUCACUUUAGAUUCUCCCAGGUGUUGGCAUUCACAAACAUUUGAAUUUGCGGCACCACAACAAAAGGGAGCUUGCUGGAUCUUCUAGAUCUGCUCAGGAGUGGAAGGUGAAUCACCACUUGGUCUGUGGUGUCUCAGGAACUGUCAUGACAGGAGGUGGAAAAAUCCACGGAAAGAAGCGCCAAGUGUGAGCGGCGUGGUCUGGCGUGAGACGACAGCACAAGACACCUGAGGCACUUGAAAGUCAAGAGCAACCAGGAAGUGGCAUUUAUCUUCCACCCUCUCGAGAGGAGUUCCUCAGAACUGCAUGGGUCUUUGAAGCAGGCACUUCUCCUCAGCUCCGUCUCGUCUCCUCUGCGUCGCCCCGGGGCCGCCAUGAUCAACACCUACAACACCACCCUGCCGCCACCACUGCCGCCCCGCCAGAUGGCCCGCGUCUCCUCCGGCUCCCCGACCCGGCCGGUCAUCUGGUUCCUGUCCGCGGUGAUCCUGGUCCACAUGGUCGUGUCGGUCAUCAUGUUCAUGUACCUGUUCCGCAAGGUUGAAGAGUUCCAGACCCUGGUGAGCAACCAUGAUGACCUUAUACUGCUGAGACGACUGCAUCAGUGUGAAGCUCAGACUCAGGACAAAUCCUCACUGCUGGACUGCGCCAAGGUCGUAUCGAAAUUCCAGAGCUUACUUUCAAAGGCUUCCACAAUGCAAGAAAGCCUGCAAGCUGGCCUGAAAGGUGAUAGACCUACUACAGCAGUGGCACACCUGAGAGUGAAAAAAAACCCUGGUUCCCCCACAGGCAAUAAAAUCACCCAAUGGUCUGAGGACCACUCGCUCCUGAAAAACGUGGAUUUCGACUCCUUCCGCAGCAUGAUAAGGAUAACAACACCUGGAAUCUACUACAUCUACUCUCAAGUAACCUUCUCUAAAACUCAAGACAAGGCCCCUGUCGUCCAAAACGUUAUGAAGGAAUGGAAAGGACAGGAAUCCACAUUGCUGACUGCCUCCAGCAGCCUGAGCAAUAGCAGAGACCCAUCACUGUACACAAUAUACCAAGGAGGAGUUUUUGAACUUAAAAAGGAUGAAUAUCUCUACGUCAAAGUGACCAACCUAAGCCUGGUGAACUUCAAUGAGAAUUCAACCAUGUUUGGAUUAUUCAUGGUAUGAGACACAUCCCUGAUGACGUCACCUGGGCUUGUGUGGGCCAAACUAAAUCAGCAGUGGGAAAAAAAAAACUGUUCCUCUCCCUUUCCUUCUCCACCUGCACAAGGGCAGCGGUCUGGUUUCCCUUGUCAAGGCCAUGCAUGUGUAAAGCUAUGAAUGAAGAAUGAAGAUACGGACAAACGCCCACUUGCCCAAGGAAAGGAUACUUCCUAAGGUGCCCUCUGGUAUGUGCGAGGUCGAAACAUUCCACAGCAGGUUGGCACAUUGAGAGCGUGGCAGUAAGACGGAGGUUCUGGCUCAGCUGUAGCGCAGAGCUGCCCUCACUCUCAGGAGCAACAUGGCAGCCCUGGAGAGCUGAGGCACUGUGGGUAACUUCGGGAUCCGGUUGUUGAAAAUCUGCUCUCACCACUUCGGCGCGGACCUCUGUUUUUUACUUUUUUCUCUUUUCAUAUUUAAGUCUCUGCGUGAGUGUUUUUGUUGUUUUUGGUCUCACUCUAUCACUACAGCCCAGAUUGUCUUCUGCUCCUCCACUUGUGGAUACUCUCUGUGCCUUUUCCUCGGAGAUGUUCAAUGAACGUUAAUAAAUUAUUUAUUGCUAUAUCAUAAAAUCGAAAUGCAUGUGUGUCGUCCCCUCCUUGUGUCACCCCAAUGUGCCGAAUGUAAAAGACAAUCCGAAGAGGAUCGGGUCAAUGGUUCUCUCCACACCUUGUUAGAAGUAGGAGCCAGACUAUUUCUGGAGCUGGUUGAAUAACUCCCAAGCCUCCAGACCCAGGGGACUGGGACUCCCAGCUGCAAGUGUAGUCAAAUGGAAGCAGUGGAAAAUAGACACAGUUCAUCACCCUCAUGGGCAGGAUGCUGCAGUAACUCAAGAGAGGAUGCAGGGUUCUAAUGAGCAUCGGAACAUCAGGUGGGAAUGAGGCCGACCUCAAUGUACUUGUUACAUCCACAAAAACCAUGUAUGUUGAGCUGCAUUGGCGCUCUGGACAGGUCACACAGAGAAAAGACUAAAGACUAAGUUUUGGCCAGCAAAAGCCGCAAAGGAGAAUUCCAUUGCUUUCAGGUGGUGAAAGGUUGUCUGCCAAUGCAUAUGGAGGUUUUCUUAUCCAAAAAUAUUUGAAGAAUCAGUGCAGAAUCUUAACUGUAGGAAGAGCACUGCAUAUGAUCUUCCUGGAGGACACAUGCUUGAUUUGGACUUUCACAGUUCCUGUAGUUUCUGGAUAUGCUUUAACCAAAAGGCACAACAUCUCCUGUUACCAGACCCUCGGACGUCUACUGAAUGUGUGAGAAGUGAUUAUGGAAUUAACGUACUCUUGAUUUUUAGCACUGUGCUUCAAUUGAAAGAAUUCAUUCACAUACUGUAUCAUUUGACAAUCAUUUGACAUCCUCAACAAAGAGACUGCAUAUCUGGAUACAGCUCAGGAUCAACUGCAACUUGAGAUACAAGUUUCUAAAAGAGAUUAAGCCUUGAUUUACCUAAAAAUGUCCAGACGAAAUGGUGCCAAAAUUAAUUUAAACUUUGUUUUUGUAAAAGAUACAGUGUAUAUACUGUACCAUACUAGAAGGCAUUAAAAAUGCCAUGUAAGAGUAACCGGAUGUUAAUGCCUCUCCUACAUAUGUUUAAACAUAUGUAACAAUUUAUUUUUUCCCCUUUACAGAUUCAGGACACUGAGUGGUAAACAAAAGCUUGUUAAUUAACAAUAUAAGUGUGUACAAACACACAAAACAUGAAUAUACAGACCUGGAUGGUAACUGACCAACUGUAGAAAACCGAAUCCAACAUUUUUUACAUCAAGAGAUCCUAAACUGAAAAUUGAUACUCGAUAAGGUUAUUGCUUAUGAUAUGCAAAUCCUCGUUUUCACUUAUGUUCUUGCUGUUUUGUGCAUUUUUUUUGUUGCUCCCCUGUUGUCACCAAAACCAGAUUACACACUUCUCUGGCCUGAAUGGAGAAUUGCACUUUGACCAGAUUGUCUUUAAAUAUAGACCAACCAUCACGAAUCUGCUGGCACAGCAAACUAAAGUCUCACUCUGUAACACUGAGGACUGAAACCUGGUGACCUUUGUACUCUGAAAAUACCCAGAUAUUCAGAUGUAAAAGCCUGGAUUUCCCCUCGUUUAAUUUAUUCCAUCGAAAUAUUUUUUUUUUAAAGAUACUCAAGCUUCACAGAUAUUAAAAAAAUAUAGGCUACAGCCAUCUCUCCAAUACAUGUAAAAUGUCUGCCUUUGUGCACUUCGAUGUAACAGGUAUAAGAAAAGUAAUUUAUUUCUUUUUCAGUAAUAAUAGAAUGGUAUGGGAACUAUUGACUGAAAAACUUAUUUAUGGAACUGACAUUGUUGAUUUUUUAUGUAUUUCAAUCUGUUAAAAUGUAUUUAUAUUUCAUAGAAAAAAAA
Lepisosteus oculatus (spotted gar) is the source of this 4001-nucleotide messenger RNA. It is a transcript of the gene cd40lg, whose product is annotated as CD40 ligand. Gene Ontology annotation, cellular component: membrane. Lineage: Eukaryota; Metazoa; Chordata; Actinopteri; Semionotiformes; Lepisosteidae. The record is from RefSeq and is a predicted model, not a curated record. Gene Ontology annotation, molecular function: tumor necrosis factor receptor binding. Gene Ontology annotation, biological process: immune response.